AUGAGGAGAAUGUGGAUUAUUUUGGCCUUGAUGGUAACGAUGAUAAAAGGAUUGGAAGAAAGUAUGUUUUAGGAAACAAUUGAUUGAACAUUUUAAAAAAUAUACAAUUUCAGAAUUUAACUAUGUUGGAUUAUUGUGGAAGGGUAUGUCUCCAGCAGAUCCUCCUGCAGAAUAUCUUCCAAUGGAUUUUUACACUGUCAAAAACCUUACUGAUCUCACAACAUGUACCAAAAAUUCUGAAUGUCCUUUGAAUGGUUUCUGCAGCGCGCCAAAAUCAACAAAUAUCGUCAAAAAGUUCUGUUAUAGCAGUGAGUUUGGGAUUUGUUUUGCAAUCGCAUUUUUCUGAACCAUUAAUUUUCAGUUCCUACAUUUUCUCCUGAUAAAUAUAUGGUAUCGUUGUCAGAAAGCGCAAUUGGUCUUGACUUAUGUUCUCGUGGAGAUCCAAAUUGUUCAAAAUGUCUUAUAUCGCAAGAGUUCAAUGAGACUGAUUACAAUUUAUUCUCGGGACGUGUUUCCAGUGAUGGAUAUUGUUUUAAAGGUACAUUUUUGUAUGUUUUCAAACUUAAAUGAACAGUUUACAGAGAUAGGCAACGUAGGUUGCAAAAAUGGCAUAAUUGGUUACAAUACGACACAAAUUGUUGAACUCUGUAAAGAAAAGAAAGGAAUGCUAUCCAAGUAUAUUCAUUUCAACCAAAAACGAAUUGUUUGCUGUCCAUCACAGAAAUGCAAACGAACAGGCACAAAAAGUAAUUUUCGAUCAAGUGAAUUGGAUGUCGAAUUAUUCGCUAUGUGUUCACAUAUUCCUAAUGGCGGGUUAUCUGAUAAUUUGGCCAACAAUAUAAGUGAAAAAUUUGUUUUUUGUGAUAACCAAACAAUCUGUCGUAUGUUUUUUUGUAUUGAAUGGACCGGCAACGGAGAUUAUGAGCGAUUUUUUUAAAAAUGCGCAUUAUCUCCAUUGCCGGACCAUUUAAUUCACAAAUUUCUAAAUAUCAACAUGUUUUCAGCUCUUCCAUUUGCUUAUCAUUUGUUCAAAGAUCAUAUGAUGAAUUAUACAAAACCUCCAUUGAAUAUAUUACCAGAUGGUUUCAAUAAUUUUAGCUACACACCAAUCAAAUGCAAUAAAAAUAAAGAUUGUGGGAAAAAUCGAUUCUGUGGACCUUUUUUAUCAUUUCAAACCAAUCCGAAAAACAAAAAAAGUUGCUAUGUACGAAAUCGGAAAUAUUAUGAUCAAAUAGCUGGAGACGACUGUAAUUUGGAUGAGGAUUGUUUAGAUGAAACUGGCAAACCAAAUUUGGAACUAUUUAUUUGUACUGAAAACUUGGAAACAAUGCUUUUAGCUUCGGAAGUGAAUUAUUGCUGGAAAGGUAAAUAUAUUUACUCUUCAAAAAAACACCCACAUUUGUUUUUUUCAGCCCCAAAAAUUCCAAGACCUCACAAAUUGUCAGAAGCUAUGAAUGAAAAGGAAAUUGGCUUGAAUUUUUGUAACACACCUGAUGAUUGUCCAUCGCGUUCCGUCGAAAGUUUUUUAUGCAAACAAUUUGAAAACAAUGUGACAUAUAUGGGAAUAGUGAAAAAUAACAGAACAUUGUGUAAUGGAAUUUGUAUUGAGAGUAAGUUACAUACAUCCGGAUAUUUAUAAGUAAUUCAUUCACCCGGAAAAAUUAGAGAAUGAAAAACAUUAUCUAACAAUUUUAUUUUUAAGCUAUUCCCGAUGUUUUCUGUCCGGACUUCCAAACAAUAUUUUCAAAUGAGCCAAAAUGUGAUUCAAAUGGAAUUUGCACAACUCAACGUGGAGCUAUUUGUAAAUUAGGACAUUGUUGUCCAUCUUCACAAUUAAAUACAACAACAAUCGAAAUGAUAAAAGGAAAAUAUCAUUAUGUAACAGCAGAACCAUGUGAUUUUUUGAAUCCAUCAUAUCGUAAAUUAUGGUAUGCUUAUUGUGAUCCAGAAACAAGAAAUAUUACGUAUUUUGGGAACAUGUCAGAAUUCGAUGAGCCACUUAAAAUGCUCGAAUUUAAUAAAUCAUGUUUAUCAUGGAAAUAUUGCCCAACUGGAUUCAUUUGUUUAUUUCAAAACCCGAAAGACAAACUUGGAAAAUGUUAUCAUAAUCCAUUGAAACCAAUUAUUCCAAUUGAAAAGUUUGAUUUUGAAAUUCCUGAAGCUGAAAUUCCAGCAAGUAUAAUUGCAAUAUUAAUUACAUUAACAUUAGGAUUAUUUAUAAUUGCAUAUGCAAUUUAUGAAACUGAAACAAAUCGAAGAAAGAACGAUGAAGAAAGAAUUCAACAAGCAAUUCGACAUCAAAUGGGUUUAGAUGAAGCUGGUAUUGUCGAAGUUAAUGAGAAUAAUAGUGGAUAUAUCACUAUGUAA
Molecule: messenger RNA, 2367 nt
Organism: Caenorhabditis angaria
Lineage: Eukaryota; Metazoa; Nematoda; Chromadorea; Rhabditida; Rhabditidae
Source: the annotation of a GenBank genome assembly